UUUUAAAAUUUAAUACUAGAAAACUUGUUCCACCUUAAGUAUAUGUCUUAUUUUUCUAAUUAAUAUUGGUCAAAUAAAUACAACUAAACAUCAACCAACAACUGAUUGCCGAAUAAAGAAUCCGAGUCGAACUACUCCCCGGGAACCCAACUCAGCUAGGAGCAUCUAGUCAACUAUGAACAUGAGAAUCCCUUGCACCAUACACGAAAAUAAACACGCCGUACGUAAAAUAUAUAAUUGGUCCCAUUCUUCCAUAUGAAUAAACCGCAUAUUGUGGUGCCCUAUUGCUUAAUAAACACCCUCAUACUUUCCUACCCACCUUAUUUUCUCCUCAAUUUUCUCUCAAAAAUGGAGCAAAAACCUCAAACUCAAACUCAAACAAAUUCACAAAAAAAUGAUCAACAAAAAUUACCAAACCUUCAAAAAACCAACCAUAACACCAAUAAGAAACCAAUAUGGGAUUGUGGGAGCACCCUCUACGACUCAUUCGAGCUCACCUCGUUCCAAAGACAACUCGACUCCGCCAUCAUCAACUCAUCUAGAACCUACUCCAUGCCUCGUCUUCCCUCCGAACACCGCCGUGCACCACCACCACCGCCGCCGUCGAAGAAGCCGAUAACCUCGAAGGUAUCCAGAUCUUUCCAGAAGCUUCUAAGGUCUGUUUUUAGGGCUUCCAAGCCCAAUAAUAAUAAUUCGAAGCCCAAUUAUGAUAGUAGUAGUAGCAGCCCUGAUCCAUGGUUUUUGGAUCAUGAGGUCCAAGAAAAAGACAAGGUGGUUGAUGGUGGUAGGUAUUUUGUUGUCUAUGAAAAGCCCAAUGGGCUUUCUAGUAUUCCUGAAGUUCCGGAAGUUUGCUUUUCGCCUGAGAUUAGUUCGUUGGUUAGGAAAACGAUGUCGGAUCGAUUCACGGCUGCUUCUACGGGUAUUUACUGUAUUUAGUAUAUAAAUUAAGGUAUAUAAAUACAUAAAGUAAAAUCGAGUAUAUUAACUUUUUAAGAACUUGUAUUAUUAAUUUUCCUUCUUUUAUGAAUAGUUGCUAAUAUUUUUAUAGUUUUUUUUUUUUUUUUUUCAUUUUAACUCGGUUACAAAUUCUUGGUUGUUCCGGGUACAGUACACCUGAAGUUAGGUGUUAUGUAACUUAAAUGUAUGUUAAAUGAAGUAGAUGCGUGUUAAAGUAGUACGUGAUCGAUGAAUAUAUGUUUGAGAGUUGAUCCACGAGUAUUGAUCAAAUA
Chenopodium quinoa (quinoa) is the source of this 1229-nucleotide messenger RNA. RefSeq lists its product as uncharacterized. NCBI's taxonomy places the organism in Eukaryota, Viridiplantae, Streptophyta, Magnoliopsida, Caryophyllales, Amaranthaceae. The coding region runs from base 256 to 936 and encodes 226 amino acids. The record is from RefSeq and is a predicted model, not a curated record. The transcript has a single exon.